Molecule: messenger RNA, 1416 nt
Organism: Nematocida ausubeli
Lineage: Eukaryota; Fungi; Microsporidia
Exons: 1
Coding region: 1-1416 (471 amino acids)
Biological process (GO): protein phosphorylation
Molecular function (GO): protein kinase activity; ATP binding
Source: RefSeq, a predicted model, not a curated record
AUGAGGGAGUUCACAGUUCCAAGGGUGUUCUUACCAAUUCCCCCCAUAAAAAGUUCAUUACAUAUUACACAUAGGGUAAUAGAUCUUGAUCCAAGGGAAAGAACCUACCCCACAAAUUCGAACUAUUUUUCAACAAUCACAAGACUUUGCAGAUUCAUGUCGCAAGCAAUUCUUGCAUGGGGAAUCAACAAAGUCACGGCAUCCCAGGGAUCUGCUCUUUUUCAGCAUGCAUUCUCGUCAAAUGGCGCAGUUAUCAUGAAAUUCGGGCAAUUCUUGUCAACCCGGCAGGAUAUUCUACCUCACGAAAUUAUAAAACGACUAAAUGCACUGCAGGACAGCGUGGAGCACCAUACUACAAUCACAGACCCAUUGAAGAUAUUUCAAAAUGAAACCGGAGUUGCGCUUAAUCAAGAAUCACUGCAGGGCAGAAUAGGCGCAGGAUGCAUAGCAGAAGUGUUUAAGCUAAAGAUAAAUGAUAAAUACUAUGCAUUAAAAAUAAUCAACCCAACAGUAUACGCAAAUAUCCAUAAAGAAACAAGAAUUAUGGCACUUAUGGCAAGAAUUUUCAAUGUAACCCGAUUCUACAACGAAUUUCAGGAUAAUUUACUGAAGCAGUUUGACUUAAGGAAUGAGUUCCAGAACACAAUCCAAUUUAGACGCAAUUUCAAGGAUUUCCAAGUGCCCACAAAAUUGCCAUUUGGCAUCUCCAAGGUAGCAACCUUGCUGCGCGGCAUAUCAUAUAUAUUCCCAAAGCCAAUAAUAGCCACAGACAAGAUAUUGUUGACAGAAUAUCAUGAAGGCGAUAGGGUUAGGCAGGGAUCACCCCUGAUAGGAAAGAGUGCCUUAAUACUCUUCAUGAAAAUGGUGUUUACAGACGGGUUUGUCCACUCAGACUUACAUCCAGGAAACCUUUCCAUAAUUCAUGGCCUGCAGGAUGGAUCACUCACUUCGAAACUGUUUAAAAAUCACAAAACCGUUAUAAUUUACGAUUCAGGUCUAGCACAGAGUUUCACAAAGACCCAAGUCAAGAAUUUAAAGGACUUAAUUAAGGAACUACUUCUAAAAAACAAAAACAGUGCAAUUUCAUUAAUAAUUAACCGAAAUAAAAUGAAUAAUUUAACGGAAAAUGAAAAGAAAAUAUUCAUUAGAAAGACGCUAAAACUAUGGAAUAACUUCGAAACGAACAAUUUUGACUUGAAAAGUGCUUUAAAUACGUUAUUUAAUAUUUUUGUUUUAAGUGGAUCCAAAGUAUAUCUAGAUGCAUCAUAUACUAAUGCAGUGCUUUCUUCUAUUUAUGUAAAAAGCCUUGUCACUAAUUUUGGCAGAAUUAAUUCUGCAGUGGCCAUGAGUUCUGGCUGUAUGCUGGAUUAUAUGGAUAUUCUUAUACGGGGAUGGCUAAAGCAACAGAACCUAUGA